AUGGAAAUCACCAGUUUGGAAACCAAUCAAGAACAAGUUGCAGAAUCGAUCACAAGUUGCAGAAUCGAUCACAAGUUGCAGAAUCGAUCACAAGUUGCAGAAUCGAUCACAAGUUGCAGAAUCGAUCACAAGUUGCAGAAUCGAUCACAAGUUGCAGAAUCGAUAACAAGUUGCAGAAUACAUCAUAAGUUGCAGAAUCGAUCACAAGUUGCAGAAUCGAUCACAAGUUGCAGAAUCGAUCACAAGUUGCAGAAUCGAUCACAAGUUGCGGAAUCGAUCACAAGUUGCAGAAUCGAUCACAAGCUGCAAAACCGCAAGUUGCCUAAAGACAAGUUGCAGAAUCACAAGUUGCAAAAUCACAGGUUGCAGAAGCACAAGUUGCAAAAUCGCAAAUUGCCUAAUGACAAGUCGCAUAAUGACAAGUUGCAGAAUCAUAAGUUGCAGAAUCACAGGUUGCAAAAGCACAAGUUGCAAAAUCGCAAGUUGCAAAAUCGCAAGUUGCCUAAUGACAAGUUGCAAAAUCACAGGUUGCUUAAGCACAAGUUGCAGAAGCACAAGUUGCAGAAGCACAAGUUGCAGAAGCACAAGUUGCAAAAUCACAGGUUGCAAAAUCGCAAGUUACCUAAUGACAAGUUGCCUAAUGACAAGUUGCCUAAUGACAAGUUGCAUAAUGACAAGUUGCAGAAUCAUAAGUUGCAGAAUCACAGGUUGCAGAAUCACAGGUUGCAGAAGCACAAGUUGCAAAAUCGCAAGUUGCCUAAUGACAAGUUGCAAAAUUACAGGUUGCAUAAGCACAAGUUGCAGAAGCACAAGUUGCAGAAGCACAAGUUGCAGAAGCACAAGUUGCAAAAUCGCAAAUUGCAAAAUCGCAAGUUGCAAAAUCGCAAAUUGCAAAAUCGCAAGUUGCCUAAAGACAAGUUGCAGAAUCACAAGUUGCAAAAUCACAGGUUGCAGAAGCACAAGUUGCAAAAUCGCAAGUUGCCUAAUGACAAGUUGCAUAAUGACAAGUUGCAUAAUGACAAGUUGCAUAAUGACAAGUUGCAUAAUGACAAGUUGCAAAAUCACAAGUUGCAGAAGCACAAGUUGCAGAAGCACAAAUUGCAAAGUCGCAAGUUGCAUAAUGACAAGUUGCAGAAACACAAUUAG
Molecule: messenger RNA, 1146 nt
Organism: Ctenocephalides felis (cat flea)
Lineage: Eukaryota; Metazoa; Arthropoda; Insecta; Siphonaptera; Pulicidae
Product: glutamic acid-rich protein-like
Exons: 2
Coding region: 1-1146 (381 amino acids)
Source: RefSeq, a predicted model, not a curated record